UAAUUAAAAAACUUAUAUUAAGUCCUGAGCAACCACCAACAUAUCUUGUUAACGGUCCUCAUGGUAAGUUGGGAGUAUCACGUUGUGCAUAUACUAGAAAGCAACUCCAAGUAGUUCCAGAUAACGAGAAUCCCCCUCCAGAUUCAGUUAUUCGUAGUAAACAAUAUAAAUUCAUUCCUGAAAAAAUACUUAAGCAACGAAUUUACAAAGGUAAAAAACAAUACCUAGUUAAAUGGUGUCGUUAUCCUGAGAGUGAAUCAACUUGGGAACCAGCAAAUAGAUUUAAAGAGGAUGCACCUAAUCUCGUAAAUGAAUUUCUUGGAGUAAAAAAAUAA
Molecule: messenger RNA, 335 nt
Organism: Entrophospora candida
Lineage: Eukaryota; Fungi; Glomeromycota; Glomeromycetes; Entrophosporales; Entrophosporaceae
Source: the annotation of a GenBank genome assembly